This is a messenger RNA of Thalassophryne amazonica, 3019 nucleotides long. It is a transcript of the gene fam13c, whose product is annotated as family with sequence similarity 13 member C. The record is from RefSeq and is a predicted model, not a curated record. The transcript has 11 exons. The coding region runs from base 648 to 2156 and encodes 502 amino acids. NCBI's taxonomy places the organism in Eukaryota, Metazoa, Chordata, Actinopteri, Batrachoidiformes, Batrachoididae.
CGUUCACGAUCGGGAGGAUGAGUAAUCCACGUGCUCGAGCGCGCGCGCUGCAGCAUCAGCACCAUCCAUCGACUGGAAACGUGCAGAAAGAAAAUAUGAAGAGGAUCCAGAGUGAUGCAUCCAUCAGCCUGCAGAAUCUGUGGAUGAAAUGAGACAAAAGGGAAGAUGAUUAUCAAAAUAUUCCAGGACACGUUGACAUCGAGUUUCCACGUUGACUCAGGCUAAAUGCUGGAGUCUAAACUAGGCUUGCAACGGAACGACGACAAAUGUGCUUUUCUUUCUGCUUGGUUCUGGAGUGAAACUGGUUAAUCUCUGACUGAUUGAGGGACAUCGUCAUUGCUUCAUUGCAGUGGACUAAUAUCUGGAUGGGCUCUGACUGAAGCCAUCGGAUUUAAUUUGGAUUAUGAUGAAACUGAGUCCAGACUAGUUUCUGAAGAACUUCUGCUAAAAAUCUUAUCUCAUUGAAAAUGUUACCACGGUUACACAUGCUGCAUUCCAGAGGCUGGAACCAGACUAAUAUCAGGAAUCCCUUUGCCUCAGUGCAAAAAUGCGCCCCCUGCAGUCUGAGUAACUGCUGGGUUGUUUCUGUAUGAAGUUUACCCCCCACCCCUCCUGGGAGCUGGUUAAUCUCUGGAUUACUGUGUGGCAUGUUCUGUUUCUGCCUGCAGAGGUCCCUGAUCAAGCUCCGAUCAUUUGAGGUGGAUGGGUGCCGAUCGUUGAGGACAUCCCCAGAGGACAGCCCCCAAACCCUUGACAGCAAGGAGCCAAAGGGCCCUGAUGAGGAGAAGGAGACUUUGGCUCUGUGCCACACUGCCCCUACUGAGGAAAACGGUGCCUCAGAGUUACUGGCCCUGAACACAUCACCUCAGUCCUCCUGGAACCCGUCCUUAACCACCACCCAUACCCAAACUACAAGCGGGGUACUGAUCUCCAACCCUCAAAACCCUGUCCAUUCCCCACAGAGGACCAGUUCAGGAGUCACCUGCGAAGGGGGUCAAGAUGACAGAGGAGGCGGGGCUCUCCUGCAGCUACUGACAGGUGGUGGCAGCCCCUUGCCUUCCCCCAGAUGCUGCAGUCACAGCCAGAGGUUCAACUCUGAUCCUGACAUCGCACCAUCGCCACCCUGCAGCCAGCCGUUCAUUUUGUCUCGGACUCUCUCCGAGGGCACAGACGAUGCACGUCCUCUCUCUGUGUCCUUCCUGUCCCGUCACAUUCAGACUCUGAAGAGAAGAGUCAGGAGGUUUGAGGAUCAUUUUGAGCAGGAGAUGAACUAUAAGCCGUCUCACAAUGACAAAUACUCCAACCCGGAGAUGGUCACAGUGAUGAACGAACUGGCGAAGGCUCGCAAACAGCUCAAAGAGCUCAGGCUCAGACAGUCUGUGUUUGAGUCAAAGGAGCAGGAUGGACUGGACAACAGUGACACCUGCAGGUACAGUGGCAGCCAGCAGGGGGCAGCAGAGCACAAACCCAGCCUGGAGGAAACGGUGGAGUGUUUGUUCAGGCGAGUGAGAGAAAAGAGACGAGAACUGGGCCUGCCGGACAACAUGAAGGAGAUGACCCAGGCUCAGAUGGUGCUGGAAAAAAUCACUCUACAGAAAUGUCUGCUUUACUUUGAAAGUCUGCACGGCCGCCCGGGAACCAAACAGGAGCGGAUCCUGGUGAAGCCUUUGUAUGAUCGAUACCACAUGAUCAAACGCUUGCUGUGUGCCAGUCCAACAAUCACCACCAUAGAGGAAGAGGACGAUUCCGAUGAAGACUCAGCGGUGGAUGAACGACCCGCAGCGCCCCCUAGCACAGCGACCUGGCCGUUAGCCACUGAGGAGGACAGUGACAGGGACAGUGACCACGCCUUCAUCUCCCCGUUGGACGAGGUAAAGGCUGUCCGUCAGCGUCCUGCUCUCACCACGGCAAACCUGCACGAAGCCUCCAGGUCUCAGCUCUUGGAAUGCCUGCGGGAGACGCGGGCAGAGAAGAAGACGAGACGCAAAGUUCUGAGGGAGUUUGAGGACGAGUUUUACCGUCAGACUGGAAGAACCUGCCAAAAAGAGGACCGGGCUCCCAUGAAGGACGAGUACCACGACUAUAAACAAGUCAAGGCAAAACUGCGGCUGCUGGAAGUCCUCCUCAGCAAACAGGAAGACACCAAAAACAUUUGACACCAAGUAAGAGCUGCAAGAAAUCCACCUUCACCUCCACCUCCUCCGUUGUGCACGGAUCAACAAGUAAAGGACCAAACUCUGUGAACGUGUCGAGCAGGUUCUGUUGACCAUGAGGUUGAUGUGUAGACACUUAGCCAAAAGCUGGUUUGCGGUUCCUCAGUGUGAGCGUUUCUGUUGGUAACCAAACAUGGAUGAUGUCAUCAUUGGCUCAUGGGCUGUGAUUCCUGAGGUAGUCAUGUGACUAAUCAUCCCUGAUUGCUUGCAGAUCCUCGUCGUUUGGUUACCAGUAGAUGCUCACCGUCUGCAGCAUUAUGAGGUCAUAAGAUCGGCUGUGUUCACCACGUGGUGAACGCAUCCGAUUGUCUGAAUCAACCAAUUGCUUUAAAGACAACAUGAUCGUGAACGUUGUUGGGGAUUAGAACGUGGACAAGAUCAGAAAGAAUUGAUUGAUUUGGCAUGUUUUAAAAGCUUUCAUGACCUGUACUGUGACUGCCCACUAGGGGGCAAUAGAUGUGUUUUGGCUCAAUUUUGCAGGAUGCGCCCACUUUCUGACAUCAAAUGCCAUCACUGUAAAGGUUUUAUCAUGUGCAGGUGUUGACAGAAAAAGCCACAAAACUAAAGUAAAGUUGGCGGGAUGCGCUAAAUUAAACGGAUGUGGACGGAGCAGGCAGACAUGGAGGCAACUAUAAAACCUUUUCUUUGACUUGAUAAUGUUGCACAUUGAAAACGCACUUUAAUGUCAUGUGGACGAAGAUCUUCAUCGCCAUCGCUUUGGACCGUGACGGCAGUCUGAUCAGAACUGGAUCCUGGACUACACAGUGUCACUGAGUUAUCUCAAUUAAAGUGUGAAACUUUGAAAU